Messenger RNA from Oncorhynchus mykiss (rainbow trout), 1806 nucleotides. Its product is annotated as mitochondrial import inner membrane translocase subunit Tim22. Lineage: Eukaryota; Metazoa; Chordata; Actinopteri; Salmoniformes; Salmonidae. Gene Ontology annotation, molecular function: transmembrane protein transporter activity. The record is from RefSeq and is a predicted model, not a curated record. Gene Ontology annotation, cellular component: TIM22 mitochondrial import inner membrane insertion complex. Gene Ontology annotation, biological process: protein insertion into mitochondrial inner membrane.
UCUUGAAUUGACCAGCCGUUCACAAACAUCAUGGCGACGACCGUGAAUAAUGGAAAUGUCCCUGUGUCGGACACACAAUCCUCAACCUCGGCUGAUCCACGCUAUGAAGGUUCAACAUUCCAGUACAGCAUGCUCCUGGAGCACCUAAUCGGGGAGAAGAGGCCGAUUAAAGAUUUGAAUCCAACCGUUAUGGGAGGUCUUCCCAAUCCCAUGAAAACCGACGACCAGAAGAUGAUCGAACGGGGAAUGGAGAGCUGUGCCUUCAAGGCGGUGUUGGCAUGUGUUGGAGGGUUUGUUCUUGGGGGAGCGUUUGGUGUGUUCACGGCUGGCAUAGAUACCAAUGUGGGAUUUGACCCCAAAGACCCCAUGAGAACACCUACUGCCAGAGAAGUCCUUAAAGACAUGGGCCAGAGGGGAAUGUCCUACGCCAAAAACUUUGCAGUCAUUGGAGCAAUGUUCUCCUGCACAGAGUGCAUCAUUGAAUCGCACAGGGGAAAGUCAGACUGGAAGAAUGCUGUCUACAGUGGUUGUGUUACUGGGGGAGCAAUAGGAUUUCGUGCUGGGGCGAAGGCUGGAGUGCUGGGAUGUGGAGGUUUCGCUGCCUUCUCUGCUGCCAUUGAGUACUAUCUCCGGUGAAAACCAGGGGGCCUUCGUUACCCCUGUGGAAUAUGGUUGAGGUGACUGUCCCUCUGGGCCAGUAACAGACUUUAUACCUCAUGGAAAGAAACACAUCCCAGAGAACACUGCUCUGCAGAUGGCACAUCUGGUCAUGAGGAUUAUUACAGUUGGACAAUUCCAUCCUGGUCUUCAUCAAUCAAUUACAUUUAUAAAGCCCUUCUUACAUCAGCUGAUGUCACAAAGUUCUGUACAGAAACCCUGCCUAAAACAGCAAGAAAUGCAGGUAUAGAAGCACAGUGGCUAGGAAAAACUCCCUAGAAAGGACAGAACCUAGGAAGAAACCUAGAGGAACCAGGCUAUGAGGGGUGGCCAGUCCUCUUCUGGCUGUGCCAGGUGGAGAUUAUAACAUAACAUGGCCAAGAUGUUCAUAGAUGACCAGCAGGGUCAAAUAAUAAUAAUCACAUUGGUUGUAGAGGGUGCAACAGGUCAGCACCUCAGGAGUAAAUUACCUUUUGUUGACUGUAUCCUGUGCACAGUGAUGUCAUACUGGCUUUUCUUUUAUCGAAGUUAAACUUCGUCAUUGAGAUGAAACUGUCGGUUUUAGAUGAGAGCUGGCUAUUCUCUCCUUUAGUUGUGGGUAAAAUACAGCCUGGUGACAUUAAGUCAAAAGUUUGAGUCCAGGUCAAUGGGUGUGUUUGAGUGUUAAGGCUAAAGCAACAAACACUAAAUGUGCCAUUGUUUAUAAAAGGUUUUCUGUGUCAAAAUAAACAUCUGCAUCCUCCAACACCCAAACUGAAACAAACGUGACCAAAAAAAUCUACACUGUAAAGUUCAUGAGUCAGAAGAUUUCUAAGCUCCAGAACGCAAAACACUUUGAAAGGCGACGACUUGACAAAAGUUAGCUGCACUAAUGCAACUAAUUGUUUUAUAGUCUCGGACUCAAACAGUCUUACUGUAAAAGCAACAUUUACAGAAUCCAUCCAAUUUAUAGUUAACUGAAACAAGUCACCGGUGUAAAUUGUUUAUUUAAAGUCAUUAAGCAAUGCAUUACAUGACUGGACGUGCCCACCCAGAUAAGAUCUACAGAUGUUGAAAAUUCAUUAAUGGUGAAUAAUAUGAACUCAGCGUUGUGGGUUCGAUGUGUCAUUUAAUUGCAGGACUGGUUAUCAAUUAAAACACAAACCACUG